UUGACGAGAUACGAUAUAGAAUAGGUAAUUCGACUCAUAUUCAUCUAGUCGUGCUAAGUCCCUCGAUGUGAGCACAUCUCAACCACACUUAUCCUCAUCCUCAUCAUCAUAAUCAUAGACCGUCUGGAUUACUCAAGUUUUUCUUCAAAAGGCUAAUAACAACGAUAAGUCGACCGGGAUGCAAAUACUUGAGAGCUCUAUGAAUCAUCACUGACUUUUAUUUCAAAUUUAUUAGCAACUUGGAAAAUGACAAAAGCAGCCAUGAAAAUAUUAUCAGCAAUCAUAACGGCUUUAAUCAUAAAUAGAACACUCGCUGACAUCGAGAUAGCCCACGUAGAAGGUGCAUUUGAAAUGGAACCGCCAAUAGUUGAACCACCUAAACCACUACCGGGACUUUUAUACCCACGCGAAAGUGAAUCUCGAGAGGUGAGAUCACUAGACGGACUCUGGGAUUUCGGAGUUUUGUCCAACGAAGAUUUGCAGAAACGACAGGAUAAUUGGCUUAAUGAAGAUCUAUCAAAAACAAUGGUAACGAUGCAAAUGCCCGUGCCGUCAUCUUACAAUGACAUAACAACGUCACGAAAAUUACGAGACCACGUUGGUACGGUGUGGUAUCAAAGAACUUUUUUCGUUCCGCUCUCGUGGGCCGACCAGCGAGUCUUUGUUAGAUUUGGAUCGGUUAAUUAUCUCGCUCAAGUGUGGGUGAACGAUGGACUGGUAACGAACCAUGAAAUGGGACAUCUGCCAUUUGAAGCUGAAAUAUCGUCGCAUUUAAUUUUCGGCAGGAAAAACCGUAUCACUGUUGCUGUUGACAACACGCUUUUGCAAACGAGUGUGCCUCAAGGUAGACUUACUGAGACUCGAUCUGAUAAUGGAACUGUUUGGAUACAAUCCUAUACCUUUGACUUUUUUAAUUACGCGGGUAUCCACAGACCAGUUUUACUGUACACCAAACCCCGAGUGUACAUUGAAGACAUUACCAUUAAAACAUCUAUUUCCGGAGACACCGGACUAAUCAAGUACAUGAUUCAAACCGAAGGCGCUAAUGAAUCUGAAACUGUAAUGUGUACCAUAAUUGUACGUGAAGAAGACGGAACAGCAGUAAGUGAAGAAAUAACCGAUAGUUUUUCCGGUACAAUAAAAGUACCGAAUGCAAAACUUUGGUGGCCUCGAGGUAUGAGUCCAAUUACUGGUUACCUAUACACAUUUGAAGUGUCUAUUUCCGUCGGAAAUUGUACUUUAUUCGACACAUAUCGACUUCCAAUAGGAAUUAGGACUUUAAAGUGGACUAAUACAAGUCUACUGUUGAACGAUAAGCCCGUGUAUAUGAGAGGAUUUGGUCGUCACGAAGACUCGGUACUGAGAGGUCGCGGAUUAGAUCUCGUUACUAUGACUAGAGAUUACGAAUUGUUGAAGUGGGUUGGAGCCAACGCCUACAGAACCAGUCACUAUCCUUACAGUGAUGAAGUUAUGGACAUGGCAGAUAGACAGGGAUUUCUUAUUAUUGACGAGUGCCCAUCUGUGGAUGCUGAAAAUUUUACACCGAGUUUAUUGGCGUUACAUAAGACUGCUAUCUCUGAACUUAUUCGUAGAGAUAAAAAUAGACCUUCUGUUAUCGUUUGGUCGAUUGCCAAUGAACCGAGAACUCAACUCCCAGAUGCUGAUGAAUAUUUUAAGGAAAUAGCAAGACAUACUAAGACUACAGACCCAACUAGACCGAUUACUGCUGCUUUAGCACGCGGAGUUGGUGAAGAUAAGGCUGGACAAUAUUUGGAUAUCAUCAGUUUCAAUAGAUACAAUUCUUGGUAUCACAAUACAGGGAGACUGGAUAUGAUAACUGAUAAUGUUAUUGACGAAGCUGAGGCUUGGAAUAAUAAAUACAACAAACCAGUUCUUAUGUCUGAGUAUGGAGCUGAUACUAUGCCAGGUUUACAUGAAUUUCCUGAGUACGUUUGGAGUGAAGAAUAUCAAACCGCACUUCUGUCCCAACAUUUCUUAGCAUUUGAUUAUCUUCGACAGCUCGACUGGUUCAUUGGAGAAUUUAUCUGGAACUUUGCUGACUUUCGUACAGCUCAAACGUAUACAAGAGUGGGCGGUAAUAAAAAAGGAAUAUUUACAAGAAAUAGAGAACCAAAAAUGGCAGCUUAUCAUGUGAGAAAAAGGUACCAUGCCCUUGGACUGGAAAUUGAUGGAGAAAAUCCGCCUCAAGAUUUAGAGUACUAUGUUAUCAAUAAUCCAGUUCAUUGUUUGGGAUCUAAGUGACUGUAAUCCAAAGGGCCUGUGCUUAAAUUACGUAACAAAUUUGAGGGGAGGGUCAUACCACUUUGUUACAAAAAUUUGUAUUACAAGUAUCUGUAAGUCAGUAAUUGCGAAAGUAAUUUAAAGAUGACAAUUUGCCAUUUUCAUUCAAAAAAACAUUACGUACAAUUUAGACAAGGGAGGGUAAGAUUUUGAGCGAAAAUUUGUUACGUAAUUUAAGCAGCCCGUAAAUUAACUGACUAGUUUUUAAAAUAACUAUUAAAAUAAGUUAUAGAUAAGAUACGUAAUAUAAAUUAUGAAUAAAAAAAUAUAA
Messenger RNA from Microplitis mediator, 2572 nucleotides. RefSeq names its product beta-glucuronidase. The transcript is spliced from 9 exons. NCBI's taxonomy places the organism in Eukaryota, Metazoa, Arthropoda, Insecta, Hymenoptera, Braconidae. The coding region runs from base 247 to 2262 and encodes 671 amino acids. The record is from RefSeq and is a predicted model, not a curated record. Gene Ontology annotation, molecular function: beta-glucuronidase activity; carbohydrate binding. Gene Ontology annotation, biological process: carbohydrate metabolic process; glucuronoside catabolic process.